Molecule: messenger RNA, 3009 nt
Organism: Enhydra lutris kenyoni (northern sea otter)
Lineage: Eukaryota; Metazoa; Chordata; Mammalia; Carnivora; Mustelidae
Product: aldehyde dehydrogenase 3 family member A2
Exons: 11
Coding region: 62-1519 (485 amino acids)
Biological process (GO): aldehyde metabolic process
Cellular component (GO): cytoplasm
Molecular function (GO): aldehyde dehydrogenase (NAD+) activity
Source: RefSeq, a predicted model, not a curated record
CUGUUGGACCCGGGCGGUUGCGCAGAUCGCCGCCGAGCCAGCGAGCGGUAGGGACCAGGCCAUGGAGAGCCGAAUCCAGCGAGUUCGCGACGCGUUCGCGUCCGGCCGGUCGCGCCCGCUAAGAUUCCGGCUGCAGCAGCUCGAGGCCCUGCGCAGGAUGAUGCAGGAGCGCGAGAAGGACAUCCUACAGGCCAUCGGCGCCGAUCUGUGCAAGAGUGAAUUCAACGCAUACAGUCAGGAAGUCAUUACCAUUCUUGGCGAACUGGAUCUCGUGCUGGAGAAUCUUCCUGAAUGGGUUACUGCCACACCAGCCAAGAAGAACUUGCUGACCAUGCUGGACGAGGCCUAUGUCCAGCCGGAGCCCCUGGGAGUCGUACUCCUCAUCGGAGCUUGGAACUACCCCUUUGUUCUCACCAUUCAGCCUCUGAUCGGAGCCAUUGCCGCAGGAAAUGCUGUUAUUAUCAAGCCUUCUGAACUAAGUGAAAAAACAGCUCAACUCUUGGCCAAACUCCUCCCGCAGUAUUUGGACCAGGACUUGUAUGCUGUGAUUAACGGUGGCAUCCCAGAAACCACGGAGCUCCUGAAACAGCGGUUCGACCACAUCUUCUAUACGGGGAACACGGCCGUUGGGAAGAUUGUCAUGGAAGCCGCUGCCAAGCACUUGACCCCCGUGACACUUGAGCUGGGAGGCAAGAGCCCGUGUUACGUCGACACAGAUUGUGACCUGGACAUCGCCUGCCGGCGCAUAACUUGGGGGAAAUACAUGAAUUGUGGCCAAACCUGCAUUGCUCCUGACUAUGUCCUCUGUGAACCAUCCCUCCAGCAUCAAAUUGUGCAGAAGAUUAAGGAAACCGUGAAGGAAUUUUAUGGUGAAAAUAUAAAAGAAUCUCCCGAUUAUGAGAGGAUCAUCAACCUUCGUCAUUUUAAGAGGAUACUAAAUUUGCUGGAAGGACAGAAGAUCGCUUUCGGUGGGGAGACCGAUGAGGCCACACGCUACAUAGCCCCAACGAUCCUUACUGACGUCGAUCCUGAAGCCAGGGUGAUGCAAGAAGAAAUUUUCGGGCCCAUUCUUCCCAUCGUGCCCGUGAAGGAUGCCGACGAGGCCAUAAAGUUCAUCAACAGCCGUGAAAAGCCGCUGGCCUUCUACAUCUUUUCUCACAACGAUAAGCUCGUCAGACGGAUGAUCGAUGGCACGUCCAGCGGCGGUGUCACGGCCAACGACGUCAUCAUGCACUUCACCCUCAGCUCGCUGCCCUUCGGGGGGGUAGGUUCUAGCGGAAUGGGAGCUUACCACGGGAAGUACAGUUUCGAUACCUUCUCUCAUCAGCGGCCCUGUCUGCUCAAGAGUUUAAAGAGGGAAGGUGCUAACAAGCUCAGGUAUCCUCCCAACAGCCAGUCAAAGGUGGAUUGGGCAAAAUUCUUCAUCCUGAAGCGCUUCAACAGAGGAAAACUCGGUCUGCUGUUGCUGGCUCUCCUGGGCGUUGUGGCAGCCGUGCUGCUCAAGGCUGGAUACUACUGAAGAAAGAUCCUGUUCAAACUCCUGGUUGCCUCUACCGGAUUAUUCCUCUGUUAAACAAUUAAUGAACCAAUCAUUUUAAAAUCCUACCCAAAAUAGUAAGGAAGUAACGCAAAUGCACCAGAAUUAACCGUCAAAGUCAUUGUUGCGCCCCGUGGAUAAAACCUGCCAUCUCAGCCAAACUCCAGCCUUUCCCUCCGUGGAGGAGGGGACGCACUCCGAGAACGCAUUUUACAUGGGUCACCCAGACCUUAGAGCUUGAGUCUAGGGGAGGCGAACGUGUUAUCCUAAACCCUUGGGACAUGUAAAGGAAUCUCAGAACCUGAGUCUGAGUGACUUCUUCACUCUAGUUCUUGGGACACAAGACACCCUGCCCAGGGUUAUACACAGUCCUCUGCAUCCAAAGAGGUGAGGCUAGACCUUCCAGCUCUGCUUGAGGUUUGAGGCACUAGAAUUGUAUAUGGGGGCGGCGGGGCGGGUGGUCCCCAUCUCUCAUCCACUGGGACAUGAGGACUUGACCUUCAGGAGUCAGCCCUCCUGUCAGAUGGGCCACCUGACCAGUGGUCUUCCUCCUUUCUCAUCCAUUCUCCAUCCUCUCUCCUGUUUAUAUUGGGACAGUUUCUUGGGGCCGUCCACAAAUGCCUUCUGUGACUAAUACCACGUAGAACAUCACCUUGUAGGCCCCAGGGCUUCUGGGAAGACAAGUUGCCAAUUUCAUGCACGUAUCAUCUGUCAUUCUUCCCGUGAAGGAGUUGUAGGAUUCUGCAUCUUCUAAAACCCUAACUGGCAUGUUUAAUGCUGUAAUAAGGAGACUUCUAACAAUACUUAGUCUCUCUCAGGAUCUUAAAGUUUCAAGUCAGUGGAUCUUCAAGAACAAAUCUUUAAGUUUCUUAGGUCCAUAGCACAAUGCACAUAAAUUCCACUUUGCUAAACUUCAGAGAGAUCCCUGAGUUAAGUGCAGCCUUCAGGACCUAACAUGGAAAGCCACUGCCUGCCAUGACCAAGAGGCCUUGGAUAAUCAGGACUUCGGAGUUGGAGAGCUUUGGAGGGGGCUGAUGGUGGAUUGUUUGGAGAAGGACUCUGUGAGCCAUGGCAGUCGGCCACGCUGAAGAGGACGGAGGGCACAGGAAGGGGAGCGCUCUCGAGAUGGCUGGGACUGGAGACCUGAGGAGGUUUAGCCCAGUGGGAAAGACCUCAGCCUCCCUGCCAGGCCUUGAGGACUCCUGGCUGCGGGGGCCCCACCCUCCCAGAGCAUGUGUCGCCGGCUUGGUUGCACACGCUCAGACAGCAUGUGACCUUCAUGUCAGCAUGAGGUGUUAGGAACUCAUCACUAGGCUAGUCCAUCAGGAUAAUCUGUCAUAAAAUAUCUUAGAAUAUCCAUGUGGAAUUUUUCAUUUAGCCUACUAAAUUGUACUUUCUGAUUUCUAGUCCAACUAAAUCAUUGGCUUGUCUGUUGGUAUAUUCUGCUUCAAAAUAAAUACAUUAUAUUUACU